CUGCUUUGGUAGGCAUGAAGCAGAAAACUCUAAUGCUCGGCAUAGCUUCUUAGAUGGGGUCCUAUUCUGAGAAUGCUGUCUCCGGGCCGAUAGCCGCACCCACCCGUUCGUUCGAUCACGCCUAGUGCCUAUACCUUUUCCCUUCUACGAUCAGGUGCAGAAUGAUGCCCUAAAUCUCGCGCAUUAACUAGUAGACCACUCAAACUGUCGAGCACGAGAAAUCUAAAACCCUGCAUCGAACAUGUGCCAGCUUGCUCGCGCCGCUUAAUAUCUUGCAUACAUCUCGCGCUUGGCCGAGAACAUUCUUCACCUAUCUUUGUUACCCACGAUGGCUCUGGAUAGCAGAGACAGUGGAAUUGGUUCAGAUUUCACGUUGUCGUUUGCUCAGUGUCUGACUGUUGUUGCCUUUCUCACUAUAGCUCUGUAUAACGUCGUGGAGCUGACGAUCCUUAUCUUUACGAAAUUCCGCCAGUACAGGGGCAUAUACUUCUAUGCUCUUGUCGUAGCAUCCUGGGGUAUCGUACCCUACUCAGUCGCCUUCAUAUUGAAAUUCUUUCGCGUUCCGGUUCACUGGGGCGUAAUCGUGGCUUUCAUCGAUAUUGGAUGGCCUUGCAUGGUCACCGGCCAAUCCGUGGUUCUCUACUCUCGAAUUCAUCUCAUUUCUCGUGGAGUAAUCGCACGCGGACGAUGGAUCUUGUACAUGAUCAUCACAAACGCAAUUAUAUGCCACAUCCCGGUCGUAAUCAUCCUCACCGGCGCCAAUUCACCGAACCCCGGUCCGUACUUGAAGCCGUAUGCGAUUGCGGAAAGAAUACAAGUCAGCAUAUUCUUUAUACAAGAGGUUAUUAUAUCGGGGAUAUACGUACAGCAGACCAUGAAGAUGCUUCAAAGUGAGGGCAGCAUCCGGGCUAGUGCUAAGAAAGUCAUGACGCACCUUAUUCUGGUCAAUGUCUUCAUUGUUCUGCUCGACAUCAGCAUGUUGGCAUUUGAAUUCGCAGGACUAUAUUCCUUCCAAGUAUCAUACAAAGCGGCAGUAUACAGCAUCAAGCUAAAGAUGGAAUUCGCCAUUUUGAACCGACUCGUAGCUAUGGUACAAGGCCGGCUUGGCGAUUCAUCGAUCAACAACAAUCCUCGAGCGUCUCGAAAGAGGACGGGAUCCUCAUUUGGUGGUGGUUUUACGAUGAGGUCUGAGGGAAUGAAAAGAUCAGGAUUCCGCACUCCACUUACGGGUAGUCUGGGAAAGAACAGUACGCUUGGUAACUCUGCCUACGCUAAGAUGGAAGACACUCUGCCAGCAAUUAGUCUUGCUGAAAUGGGGGUUGUGAAGACCACCGAGGUCUCGGUGGAAACGAGUGCAAGGGAUCCACAAGAGAUGUCGACAUUACCAGACGCAAUGGCUGAUGCAACUUGGCUCAAAGACUGGGAACAGCAUAUGCCGACACCAGCACAUUGCAAACCCGGUCAAUCGUCCAGCCAGGAUUCGAUAAUAAUUAGCAUAUAG
Periconia digitata is the source of this 1501-nucleotide messenger RNA. NCBI's taxonomy places the organism in Eukaryota, Fungi, Ascomycota, Dothideomycetes, Pleosporales, Periconiaceae. The record is from the annotation of a GenBank genome assembly.